This is a messenger RNA of Corythoichthys intestinalis (scribbled pipefish), 2619 nucleotides long. RefSeq names its product un-named hu7910. Gene Ontology annotation, cellular component: endoplasmic reticulum; membrane. The transcript has 26 exons. Bases 177 to 2420 code for a protein of 747 amino acids. Gene Ontology annotation, biological process: peptidyl-aspartic acid hydroxylation. The record is from RefSeq and is a predicted model, not a curated record. Gene Ontology annotation, molecular function: peptidyl-aspartic acid 3-dioxygenase activity; protein binding. NCBI's taxonomy places the organism in Eukaryota, Metazoa, Chordata, Actinopteri, Syngnathiformes, Syngnathidae.
CCUGGCCAAUCACAGUGACUGCUCAAUGGAGCGUCGCUGGUAUCCGAGCUAGCAAUUCUCAUCCAUUCUCCCGUCGGCGAGCAAAAAUCCUACUCACCGUCCAACAAAAUCGCCGAUAGCUCAGCUUGCUGGCUACCGGUCCCUCGGUAAAAGUCUCCGGGUGAAUUUACGACGCAAUGGCUCAGAAGAAAAGUCCUAAAACGCAUUCCAAAAAAGAUGGGAAGCCGCCUCCGCCGCCGUCGUCUGAAAGCAAGAGCGGCGAGAAGGCGUCGGGAGGCGACGCGGGGACCGGCGCCAAGUAUUCCAUCUUCACCUGGUUUGCCGUGCUGGCACUCUUGGGGGUCUGGAGCUCCGUGGCCGUGGUCUACUUUGAUAUCGUCGACUACGACAGUGUCGUUGCCAGAGCUCAGGAGUUUCGUACAAACUUUUCCCAAGUUUUACAAGGAAAGUUGACGGCCUACGACACGGACGGAGACGGCGACUUUGACGUGGAGGAUGCCAAAGUCCUGCUCGAUGACCGGAAGCUUAGAGGUUCCCGCAGGAAGCAGGCGUACAGAAGAGGCCUGAAAGAAACGUCGAGUCCAAGGAAGAUACCAGAAGAAAAAGAAAAAGAAACUGCUGAAAAGCAGUCGACCAAUGACGAAAGCGGAGACCCUCAGGGGGAGGAGUCGGCGGGGGCGCAUCCACAGGACCCGCCCACAAACUCAGAAGCUGAAUUGGACGUGGACUCUGAAAUCCAAGCCGCCGUCCCUCUGCCCGCGUUUGUGGAAGAAGACUUUGUAGCGGAUGAUCCUCGAGAAGACGCCGAGCAUCUUCACGGUGAAGAAGCGGACGCCAUCGACACGAACGGAGUGUCAGUGGAGGAGAAGGAGUCUUCAUCUCGGCAGAGCGUCGUGGAAUCUGCAAAAGAUGUCACCAGCUCCAAGUUGACACAAGAAGACGAAUCCCCAAUGACGGCAGAGCAGCAAUCUCAAGCGACAGGAGAGCAGAGCGCCCACGGAGCAUCACCGGUGGCUGCGGCAGAGCAGCAGACCGAACCGGCGGAAGCGCAGAACCGGACCCCGAGAGAGACUGGCAGCGCACCCGAAGAAACGGUCGCGGAGAAGACGAAAGAAAAAGCCAGGAAGAAGAAACCCAAACUGCUCAACAAGUUGGACAAAAGCAUCAAAGCGGAACUGGACGCCGCCGAAAAGCUUCGCAAGAAAGGUAAAGUGGAGGCGGCCCUGCAAGCGUUUGAGGCCUUGGUUCAGAAGCAUCCGCUGAGUCCCCGCGCUCACUACGGAAAAGCUCAGGCCGAGGACGACCUGGCCGAGAAGCGACGCAGCAACGAGGUGUUGCAGAAGGCCAUCGCCAGCUACCGAGACGCCGCCGAGCUUCCGGACGCCGCCCCCGAUCUGGUGAGAGCGGCCCUCAAGAGGAGAGCCGAGCGCCAGCAGUUUCUGGGCCGUAUGCGGGGCGCCGUCACCACGCUGGAGAGGUUGGUGCAGAUCUUCCCGGACGACGUUGGCCUGAAGAACGAUUUGGGCGUGGCCUUCUUGUUGCUAGGCGACAACAAAGGAGCCAAAAAGGUCUACGAGGAGGUUCUGGCGGCGGCGCCCGCCGACGGCUUUGCCAAAGUUCACUACGGCUUCAUCCUCAAGUCGGAGAACAAGAUCGCGGAGAGCAUUCCGUACCUGAAGGAAGGGCUGGAGUCCGGAGCGCCCGGCACCGACGACGGCCGCUUCUACUUCCACCUGGGAGACGCCCUGCAGAGAGUCGGGGACGAGAGCGCGUACGACUGGUACCGAGUGGGUCACGAGCGGGGCCACUUUGCGUCGGUGUGGCAGCGCUCGCUCUACAACGUAGACGGUCUGGAGGCGCGGCCCUGGUGGACCCCCGAGGAGACCGGCUACGGCCAUCUGGUCCAGGCGCUGGAGAGGAACUGGAAAAGCAUCCGGGACGAGGCUCUGGCCGUGAUGGACCGGAACACGGGCCAGUUUGUACCGGAGGAGGAGAACCUGAGGGAGAAAGGAGAGUGGGGGCAGUACACGCUCUGGCAGCAAGGCAAGAAAUCCAGGACUGCCUGUCAGGCGGUUCCAAAGACCUGCGCCCUGCUGGACAAAUUCCCUGAAGCCACCGGCUGCAAGAGAGGGCAGAUCAAGUUCUCGGUGAUGCAGCCGGGCACGCACGUGUGGCCCCACACGGGACCCACCAACUGCCGACUGAGGAUGCACCUGGGAUUGCUCAUUCCCAAACACGGAUGCCGGAUCCGAUGCACGGACACUACCAGGGAGUGGGAGGAGGGCAAAGUAUUGAUCUUCGACGACUCGUUCGAGCACGAGGUUUGGCAGGAAGCCGAUUCCUUGCGCCUCAUCUUCAUCGUGGACGUGUGGCACCCGCAGCUGACGGCCAACCAGCGCCACACGCUCAGCGCCAUCUAGAGGGAGGGUUCCGCCGCUUCCUAACUCGAUCGCGCGCACGCACGUACACACACAGGCCAACGUGCACGUACCGCACACAAUAUGUUGUAUUGAGCGUUUAUUUUGAGAAACCUCUGGACAUUUUUUUUGUACAAUGAAUGAAAACUUUCAGAUGUUAUAGAAGUCUAUUUUUGAUUAAAAACAACACCAGAAAACUGUC